AUGACAAAGCACGGUCCUUUGCCAGAGCGGCGCUUUGGGGUCAGGUUAUUUGGCUGCCGCGGGAGAGGAGUCGAAGAGGGGAUAUCACCCCGUCCUUCGGGAAAACCCAGGGGGCUAAUUCGAGGUGGGCCGCGCGGGACGGGCUGCAGGGCUCGGCCGGGCCCUCCGCGUCCGCCUCGGGAACGCCCGCAGUCGGAGCCCGCAAGCCCGCGGCCCGCAAGCCCACCCUCCGCGCGGCGCCGGCUGCUCGGGCCGCCAGGGGGCGCCCGGGCCGCGGGUCCGACUCGGGCCCGGGCUCCUCCGCCUGCGCGGCCUCCCGCACUUAGACGCCCAGCUCCACUUCCCGAGGCGGGGAGACGAGCCCUUCUCGGCGGCGGCGAGAGCCCCGCAAGGGCAGCUCCUGGACGCCCGGAGCCUUCGAGGCCCCCGCGCCGCCCUCGGGCACUGACCUCCUCACCCGGGACCGCACUCGCUCCACCGCUGGACGGCGGCACCGAGGCGGGUCCCCGCGUCUAUCCCCUGCUUCCGACGCGAAACCCUCCCCGUAGCCUCAGCAUUCAGCCCCCGCCGCCCAUCGCCAUCGAGCCCCGGAACCCAGACGGCGGCUCCCCACCUGCGGCCGCGGGGCCGAACGCGGCCUGCAGCCCCUCCGUGAAGCCCUUGGCGCGCACUCGCCGUCCCCCGCUCUGCGACCGGCCGAGGCUGGCGGCCCGGCGCGGGUGCUCCCGCAGGAAAACAGGGCUGGGUGUCCCUAGGGUCAUCCGCGCCCACCCCUUUCCGGAGGAGACCCCAGCAGGGCGCGGGCCGAGGGGCAGGGCAGCGAGCGUGGGGGCCCCGUCGCCGCGCAGUGUCAGCCCCGCCCGGCCAGCGAGGGGUCGCCCCCGCCCCGCCGUGACGCGCGGUCCGCCGGCGGGUCCUGAGAGUCCCCUUUCGGUGCAACGCGGCGAUCCUCAGCCGCGGCCGCCGUCUAACCUGCCGUGA
Budorcas taxicolor (takin) is the source of this 981-nucleotide messenger RNA. RefSeq names its product proline-rich protein 2-like. NCBI's taxonomy places the organism in Eukaryota, Metazoa, Chordata, Mammalia, Artiodactyla, Bovidae. The record is from RefSeq and is a predicted model, not a curated record. The transcript is spliced from 2 exons. Bases 1 to 981 code for a protein of 326 amino acids.